This is a messenger RNA of Musa acuminata subsp. malaccensis (wild Malaysian banana), 2504 nucleotides long. Its product is annotated as U-box domain-containing protein 17. The record is from RefSeq and is a predicted model, not a curated record. NCBI's taxonomy places the organism in Eukaryota, Viridiplantae, Streptophyta, Magnoliopsida, Zingiberales, Musaceae. Gene Ontology annotation, molecular function: protein binding; ubiquitin-protein transferase activity. Gene Ontology annotation, biological process: protein ubiquitination.
UGCACCGGCCACUGCGGUCGGCCACGUCCUUCGUUUCCACCGCAUAGAAGUCGGGACGCGGUAUUCCGCCGCCCUCCACCCCUGUUUAGUGGCCGCAAGGCGCAAGCAUCUCCAUUUAAGAAACCUUGGAAUCGCCCAUCCAACAACAACAAGGUUAAGCCGUCCACCACCGAAGAAGAACCCAAUUUCCGUGAUCGUGGGAUCUCAGCCCGGAGGGCCAUCGAGCUCCGGCGCGAUGUGCUCCCCCAUGGCUUUCGUCGCCGCCCGCCGCUUGCGGUACCCCCUCUCCGGCGCGUUCUUCGCCCCCGGCGACCUCACCGACGCCGCCCUCGUCCGUGCCAUCGCCGUCCUCUCCUCGGACGCCACCGCUCUCUCCCUCGUCCCGUUCCAGCGCCGCAACGCUACGUCCCUCGUCCGCCGGCUCCGGGUCCUCGCCGCCUUCUUGGAGUCCCUCGAGGAGUCCUCCUACCCCCACCCACCCCGGCUUCCCCCCUUGGCGGCGUUCUGCCUUGGGGAGCUCUACAUCUUCGUCUAUAGGGCCAAGCUCCUCCUCGAGUACUGCUCCGAGUCGAGCCGGCUCUGGCUUCUGUUGAGGAACCCCCAGGUGUCCAGCAACUUCCACGACCUCGCUCGGGAGCUGGCCACGCUGCUCGACGUCCUCCCCCUCGAUGACCUCUGCCUCGCCGAGGACGUCCGCGAGCAGGUAGAGCUCCUCCGGCGGCAGUGUAGGCGAUCCAACCUCUUCGUCGACCCCCACGACGAAAAACUCCGACGCAAAAUCCAUUCUUUCUUGGCCCGGUUCGAUGACGGUGAGGCGCCGGAUCCGGCGGACCUUCGGAGCACGUACGUCGACGGUCUGGGGAUAGGGAACGCCAGUGCUUGCUGUGCGGAGAUCGAGUUACUGGAAGAACAGAUCUCUAAUCAGGAGGAGGACAUGGACCUAUCCGUCGUCAUCGGAGUCGUCGCGCUCACCCGGUACUGUAGAUUCUUGCUGUUUGGGUUCCAGGAAAUGGAGGUCGAGAGUUCUUGCGGCGAUCAAAAGAAGGCAUCGAGGAAGCGAUCUUCGAGUCAGAGCAGCAGCGAUUUAUCCUUGACGAUCCCCAAGGACUUGUGCUGCCCGAUUUCGCUGGACCUGAUGAAAGAUCCUGUGGUCGUCUCCACUGGCCAGACCUACGAUCGCGCCUCCAUCACCCAUUGGAUCGUUGAAGGCCAUCGCACUUGCCCAAAUUCCGGCCAGACUCUCGCGAAUGGCGGCCUCGUGCCUAACAGAGCACUCAGGAGCUUGAUCUGUCGAUGGUGCGCCGCCCACGGGAUCCAAAUCGAAGUUCCUGAUGGAGCUGAAGUUUCUGCUGAGAGCCUCGCGGCGGCAUGCACCAGCAAGGCCGCAAUCGAAGCAGACAAAGCCACGGCAAGAAUUCUAGUACGGCAGCUAUCAGCUGGUUCACAGGAGUCGAAGGCCGUCGCUGCCCGCGAACUCCGGUUGCUGGCGAGGACAGGGAAGGAGAACAGGUUAUUCAUUGCGGAGGCAGGGGCAAUCCCCCUGCUCUGCAGGCUCUUCCAGUCAUCGAAUCCGAUCGCUCAAGAAAACGCGGUGACCUCUAUACUGAACAUAUCCAUUCACGACGGUAACAAGAGAAGGAUCAUGGAAGAAGAAGGGUGUUUGAGACUGACCGUUCACGUCUUGAUGCAUGGGUUGACUGCAGAGGCGAGGGAGAACGCGGCAGCCACCCUGUUCAGCCUGUCGGCAGUUCACGACUUCAAGAAAAAGAUCGUGGACCAGCAGGGUGCAGUGGCGGCAUUGGCCAAUCUGCUGAUGCAGGGAAGCACGCGAGGGAAGAGAGACGCAGUGAUGGCGUUGUUCAAUCUGUCGACGCAUCCGGAAUGCUGGUGUCGGAUGUUGGACCUGGGGGCAGUGCUCGCAUUGGUUGGAGCACUGAGAGAUGAGAGCGUCGCCGAAGAGGCUGCGGCUGCUCUCCAAUUGCUCGUGAGGCAGCCCAUCGUGGCUGAGGCAGUCGGGAGCGAGGACGCUGCGAUCACGAAUCUUGUGGGACUGAUGACGAGGGGAACUCCAAAGGGGAAGGAGAAUGCGGUCGCGGCGUUGCAGGAGUUGUGCCGGCGCGGUGGUUUACCAGUUACCCGGAGAGUAGCGAGGAUGCCGGCGUUGGGUGGGCUGAUACAGGCCAUCUUGUUCACAGGGACAAAGCGAGCGAGAAGGAAGGCUGCGUUACUCGUUAGGAUGUGCCGGAGAUGCGAGUCACCAGCGGUCAUGACAUGCGAAUCAUCGAGGGGUUCAAGCUUCGGAAGCGGGGAUGCAUCUGUGGUUUCUGUGUCCAUGGCCGUACAAGUGCCUGUUCUAUAGGAUGUUCAUCAUUUGCUGUAGAAUUCUUUUAUUCUUGUGAAUUGUGACAGUGGUCACAAAGCAUUUGGGUUAAUUACUUGUUACCCAUCCAUCCUAAUUAGUUAUGUUUGGAUGUUUACACUUUAAAAAAUUAUAUUUACAUUCC